AUGCCGCUCAUCGCUGUCAACGACCAGGGAGAUAGUCUCUUCUAUGAGGAAUCGGGUCCCCCAGCUAAAACAGGAGAUCUGUACACGACUUUGAUUAUUGUUCAUGGGACUGCUUUUCAUGGAGAGUGCUUUAGACGUCUCCUCCCACUUGCCCCUCAACACCAAAUCCGUCUUGUUCUGGUAAAUAGGCGCGAUUAUCCUGGAUCAACGCCCUAUACAGAAGAAGACCUCGAGAAGAUUAGGGUCGACAAUGCUGAAACGCAUGAUCAAUUUGCGAAAGCAAGGGCCGUGGAGUUCGCGCAGUUUAUCAAGACAUUUGUGGAGAAUGAGGAUGUUCCCAAGGCAUCGUCUGAUUGGAAACGCGGUGGAGUUGUCCUUUUGGCAUGGUCUUCUGGAAACAGCUACACUCUGCCGCUGUUGUCCUACAUUGACGCCAUCCCGAUAGAUACGAGGGAGAUCAUUUCGCAAUAUCUAAGAUCCCAUGUAAUGUUUGACGCCCCACGCUGGAUACUUGGUCUUCCAUCCAACACCGCGGGCUUUGGAGUUCUCACAGACAAAACUCUAUCACUUGAAGAACGUGCGAACAGCUUCAGCGAAUGGGUCUCCUCAUACUAUACCCACAAGAGUCUCACUUCGCGCAAAUUUGAGGAUCUACAAGUCUAUCCAGUCGAAGGGCCUGGCUCUAAGAGGAGUACAACUUCACGCAUGUCACCUGAAGAGCUACGUGAAACGACGUGUUACGAGGCUGUUGCACGCAGUGAAAUUGGCGCCCGCACAGGAAGUCCUGCUAUCUACGCUGAACGGAUCAGACGGGCACUAUUCAAUGAUGAGCUCGCUAAGUAUUUGCCGCGGUGCGGGGUUGAUGUUGUUUGGUGUGAGAAUUCGAUAUGGGCUUGUAUUGAUUGCAUGUGGGGUCUGCAAGCGGCGCGGGAGAAGGCGGAUGACCAGGGAAUUGUUGGAAGGCCUUUGAGGUUCUUCAUGAUGCCUGGAGUGAACCAUUUCCCACAUUGGGACGAUCCAGAGAUGACGAUUAAGUUCUUUGCGGAUAUAAUCAAUGGUUGA
Fomitiporia mediterranea MF3/22 is the source of this 1062-nucleotide messenger RNA. RefSeq lists its product as uncharacterized. The transcript is spliced from 4 exons. The record is from RefSeq and is a predicted model, not a curated record. Bases 1 to 1062 code for a protein of 353 amino acids. NCBI's taxonomy places the organism in Eukaryota, Fungi, Basidiomycota, Agaricomycetes, Hymenochaetales, Hymenochaetaceae.